This is a messenger RNA of Arabis nemorensis, 1224 nucleotides long. NCBI's taxonomy places the organism in Eukaryota, Viridiplantae, Streptophyta, Magnoliopsida, Brassicales, Brassicaceae. The record is from the annotation of a GenBank genome assembly.
AUGAACGGAGAAGAGGAUUUUCAUGUGGAAAAUACCGACAAAACAGAGAGAUCUCACAAUGAUAUCUGUGUCUUGCUAUUUCACAGCAAUGCAACAGCUCUUAUGAAUAUGUCAGAGACGCUGCGCAAACAUGGAUAUCGAGUUGUGGCUACUAGAAGAGCUGAUGAAUUGCCGCUAAUUAUCAAUAAUGAGAAGAUUGAUCUUGUCCUAGCAGAGUUCCGCUUGAUUGAGAUGAACAAGUACGAGCUUCUUGAAAAAGUUAAGUCGCUUUGUGAGAUUCCAAUUGUUGUUGCAGGUAAAUAUGUGAAAGAUGCCCCCAUUUUUUACUGUCUGUACAGAGGUGCUAGUUUUCAUCUGAAGAAGCCGUUCAUGGACAAUUUCUUAGAAAACCUGUGGCAGUUUAAAGUCUGGGCACAGGAAGAGUUUCUUUGUCGAAUUGAAUCCGACCCACUUGAGGAAAAGUGUUCAAUCACCCACACUCAACCUCUUGGAUUUGAGCUUAAGGGAGAUAAUCAGAACAACGAAGUUAAAACAGAAGAUCUUGAUGAGUACGAAGGUGAUAAUUUUCUGUCAGGAGACCAGAAGAAACCAGAACUGAUAGGUCUGGAAAUGCAGAACGAAUUCAGACAAACAGAUGAUGAACACAGCAAAGGUAACAAAAGAAAGGAAAGAGCAGAUACAUAUACUGGAGAACAUGCAGAGAAGGAUUACAGCUCUCAUUUAGGAGACCAAAAGAAGCCAAAACUCGUUUUUGCAGAUAACAUGCAAAUCAAAACUUUAGAAGCUAUCCCAAAUAUAGAAGAAGCCAACAAUGGAAGAGUGGAACCAACAGAAACAAAGAAGAAUGGAGAAGGUGGUGAGAAAGAGAAGCCAGAACUGGUUUGUAUGGAGGAAUUAGAAAAGUGGUCCACACAACCUGUUACCGAUUUUGCUGCUUAUGUGGCUUAUGAAUUCGAAGAGCUAGAUUUUCAGCCUUUGGAGAGCGUUGGGGAGUCUGUGGGUCAUGGUGAGGUUCCAUUGAGUCCGAGGGAGUCCUCAAACAAGGAAGCUGUUGGUCGGCUACAAAUGCAGAAUCCACAGAGAGUUUUGGAUGAAGAAUUGAUGCAAGACGGGAUCAGCCUCUCUGACCUCGACUUUGAUCUGCAGGAAGGACAGGGUUCUACUUCUGAUUUGGAGCUUCUCGACGAGAUCUACACUGAUCUCGCCAAAGAGCUUAAACCUUGA